AUGUGGCACAUAUGUCUUAAUUACAGAGAAUUUAAAUUUGCACAAACAGUUAUAUACGCAAUUGAAGAGAUAAAUAAAAAUCCAACUCUUCUCCCACAACAUAGAUUAGGGUAUAGAAUCUACAAUGCCUGUGGAUACUCGAACAUACUAAGGUCUGCAAUGGCAUUAGUAAAUGGUGUGGAACACGUUACUGAAGGAAAGAACUGUUCAAAAACAGUCAGAGCACAAGCUAUAAUAGGCCACUCAGGCUCCAGCCCAACUGUGGGUUUCAUGCGAAUAAUAGGACGUUUUCAUGUCCCAGUGAUCAGCCACUUUGCCACAUGUCCUUGCUUGAGUAACAGAAAAGAGUUCCCCUCCUUCUUCAGAACCAUUCCCAGUGAUUACUACCAAAGCAGGGCUAUGGCUCAACUUGUCAAACACUUUGGCUGGACCUGGGUUGGAGCCAUAAGUAACGCAAAUUAUUAUGGCAUCAAUGGGAUGGCUGGCUUUGUGAGAGCAGCAAAAGAGGAGGGAGUGUGUAUUGAAUAUAAUAAGGCUUUUGAGAGCACAAAUCCUGAACAUUCAGUUCGCCAGAUAGUAGACGUCAUACGAAACUCCACAUCAAAAGUGGUCGUCACAUUUAUGUCUCACAGGGAGAUCAAAGUGUUAGUGGCAGAACUGCACAAGCAGAACAUUUCUGGUCUGCAGUGGGUUGGCAGUGAAGCAUGGCUCACAGAUGAUUCCCUUACAGACAGUGAAGGGCACACGUUUCUCAUUGGAUCCAUAGGUUUUACUGUCAGCAAGGCACAGAUUCCUGGUCUGGGACCUUUUCUACAGAACCUACACCCUUCCCAGUAUCCGAACAGUCUUUUCCUGAGAGACUUUUGGGAAUCAGUCUUUGUCUGUUCUCUGAAUCCACCAAUGGAAAAUGAUGAUAGAAAACAGUGCAAUGGAUCUGAGCAUCUCAGAAAUGUCAAUAAUCAGUUUACUGAUGUGUCUGAGCUAAGGUUCACCUAUAAUGUCUAUAAAGCUGUAUACGCUGUGGCACAUGCGUUACACAAUCUCCACACUUGUCAGCCUGGAAAAGGACCCUUUAUCAAUGGCACCUGUGCUGGAACCACUAAGAUACAGCCCUGGCAGAUAUUACAAUACCUACAACAAGUCAAUUUCAGCACAAAACAGGGUGAGAAUGUAUAUUUUGAUGAACAGGGAGAUUCUCCUGCAAGAUACGAUCUAAUAAAUCUACAAAAUGUCCAUAAAGGAACUAUGGAGGUAGUCAAAAUCGGCCAUUACGAUGGAUUUUUGCCCAAAGGACAACAACUCAAAAUUCGAAAUGUGCCUGUGUCUGUGUGUAGUAAGAGCUGCCGUCCAGGCACCAGGAAGGCUUUGCAGAAAGGAAAGCCUGUCUGCUGCUACCAGUGCAUACCAUGUGGAGCAGGAGAAAUAAGCAACACCACAGAUGCAUCUGAUUGUCUGAAGUGUCCUCCAACAUACUGGUCCAACUGGAAAGGUGAUCAGUGUGUCUUAAAGACAAUUGAAUUUCUAUCCUACAAUGAAGUGAUGGGAAUAAUUCUAACAUUUAUUUCCUUGUUGGGUGCCAGUUUGACCAUGUUAAUUGCAGUUAUUUUCUGCCAGCACAGACAUACACCUAUAGUCAAAUCCAACAACUCUGAGCUGAGUUUCCUGCUGCUCUUCUCACUGACUCUGUGUUUCCUUUGUUCUCUUACUUUCAUUGGUCGGCCCUCUGAGUGGUCCUGUAUGUUGCGUCACACAGCGUUUGGGAUCACCUUCGUUCUCUGUAUCUCCUGUGUUCUGGGGAAAACAAUAGUGGUGUUAAUGGCCUUCAGAGCCACUCUUCCAGGCAGUAAUGUCAUGAAGUGGUUUGGGCCUCUGCAACAGAGACUCAGUGUUUUUGGCUUCACUCUCAUUCAAGUGCUCAUCUGUGUCCUUUGGUUAACUAUAUCUCCUCCAUUCCCAUAUCAGAAUAUGAAUCUUUACCCAGACAGGAUAAUUCUCGAGUGUCAUGCAGGUUCGGCUAUAGGAUUUUGGGCCAUAUUAGGUUACAUAGGACUCCUUGCUCUCUUGUGUUUCAUACUGGCUUUUCUGGCACGUAAGCUACCUGAUAACUUUAAUGAGGCCAAAUUUAUCACAUUCAGCAUGCUGAUAUUCUGUGCCGUCUGGAUCACCUUUAUCCCAGCAUAUGUCAGUUCUCCCGGAAAAUUCACUGUGGCUGUGGAGAUAUUUGCUAUUUUGGCAUCUAGUUUUGGUUUAUUAUUUUGUAUUUUCAUUCCCAAAUGCUAUGUUAUAAUUUGUCGGCCAGAUGAAAAUACAAGGAAGCAUAUCAUGAGAAAGAAUGUACAUUAA
Molecule: messenger RNA, 2343 nt
Organism: Sardina pilchardus (European sardine)
Lineage: Eukaryota; Metazoa; Chordata; Actinopteri; Clupeiformes; Clupeidae
Product: extracellular calcium-sensing receptor-like
Exons: 6
Coding region: 1-2343 (780 amino acids)
Biological process (GO): G protein-coupled receptor signaling pathway
Cellular component (GO): plasma membrane
Molecular function (GO): G protein-coupled receptor activity
Source: RefSeq, a predicted model, not a curated record